This is a messenger RNA of Harpegnathos saltator (Jerdon's jumping ant), 1781 nucleotides long. It is a transcript of the gene Arc42, whose product is annotated as Activator-recruited cofactor subunit 42. Gene Ontology annotation, molecular function: short-chain fatty acyl-CoA dehydrogenase activity; flavin adenine dinucleotide binding. The transcript has 5 exons. The record is from RefSeq and is a predicted model, not a curated record. Gene Ontology annotation, biological process: butyrate catabolic process; fatty acid beta-oxidation using acyl-CoA dehydrogenase. Lineage: Eukaryota; Metazoa; Arthropoda; Insecta; Hymenoptera; Formicidae. Gene Ontology annotation, cellular component: mitochondrion. The coding region runs from base 470 to 1699 and encodes 409 amino acids.
CUCCGCAGUGUAUCUUAUUGAGUAUCGAAGGCUGCGUUCUGAUAUUUAUUAUCAGUAUUGAAAGUCCAUAGUUCAUGCCAUAUAUAUAUCAUAAGUUUUAUUUUAGUAAUGCAAUGAGAGAAUAUCGAAACGUAACUUAUUUCGAUCAAAACCGAAAACUAUCGAGUAUUACUCCAAAUUUUAAAAAGCGAGAAAAUAUUGUCGAAUUUGCAAUUUUCAAGGUCAAUUUCCUCGAGAAUGUAGCCUGGUAUAAAAACUUUUUCUAUUCAGUAUUUUAGCUUCUUUUCAGUAUAAUGAGGGAUACCGGCUGUACUAAAAUUUCGAGUAUACCAUGUAUAUAAUGUCACUUUUACAUAUGUAGAUGGCGCUAAUCUGUAUUUAAUUUACACAUCAUCAUUACGUAAAAAUCAGUUGUUCGCCAACAUCGGUGUUGAGUGUGUGACAGCUAUAGGUUAAGAGUCAAACGACAAUGGCAUGUUUCAGAUUAUUUGUAAAUACUUAUAAUGUGUCUAAGUACACAUACAAUAUCAGUCGGAGUAUCACUUCACUUUCAAUGUUAUCAGAUACACAUCAAAUGCUUUAUAAAACAUGCAGGGAUUUCGCCGAAGGAGAGUUAAAACCUAUUGCAGCUGAAAUUGAUAAAAAACACCGAUUUCCAAAAGAACAAAUAAAAAAAAUGGGUGAACUCGGUCUCAUGGGUAUAUGCAUACCUGAAGCAUUAGGUGGUACUGGACUGGAUUAUUUAGCGUACGCUAUUGCCAUGGAGGAAAUAUCCAGAGGUUGCGCGAGUACAGGAGUUAUAAUGAGUGUGCACAAUUCACUCUACUUGGGACCAUUAGACAAAUUUGGAAAUGACAAACAAAAGGAAAAAUAUAUUGUACCCUAUUUGAACAGUGAGAAAAUCGGUUGCUUUGCUCUCAGUGAACCAGGUAAUGGAUCUGAUGCAGGUGCCGCAUCUACUGUAGGAAAGGCAAAUGGUGAUACUUUUAUAAUUAAUGGCACCAAGGCAUGGAUCACAAAUGCAUUCGAAGCUGGAGGAAUAAUACUCUUUGCGGCAACUGACAAGGCUAAGAAGCAUAAAGGAAUAAGUGCUUUUAUAGUAGAUAGUCCAACAGUAGGCCUGACCUUAGGCAAAAAAGAAGACAAACUGGGCAUACGAGGCAGCAGCACCUGUUCCUUAAUCUUUGAGGAUUGUGAAGUGCCAAAAGAUCAAAUCUUGGGUGAAGAAGGAAUGGGAUUUAAGAUUGCAAUGAUGACUCUAGAUGCUGGUAGAAUAGGCAUCGCUGGGCAAGCCUUGGGCAUAGCACAAGCAUCCCUGGAUUGCGCGAUGGAGUACGCGUCUAAACGCCAAGCCUUCGGUGCGCCGAUCAUCAAGUUGCAGUCGAUUCAACAAAAAAUCGCAGAUAUGGCUCUCAGGGUGGACGGUUCGAGGCUCUUAACGUGGCGGGCGGCUCAAAUGAAGGACGCUGGAAAACCGUUCACGAAGGAAGCCGCUAUGGCCAAGCUGUCCGCGUCGGAAACCGCCACGUUCUGCGCACAUCAAUGCAUACAGAUCCUAGGAGGGAUGGGAUACGUGACAGACAUGCCAGCAGAACGUCAUUACAGAGACGCGCGUAUCACAGAGAUCUACGAAGGCACAUCGGAGAUUCAGAGACUCGUAAUCGCCACGAAUCUUAUCAAAGAAUAUGGCUUCAAUUGAAAUAGCACGACCCGUGUAAAAUAAUUAUUGGCAUCUGCGUUUUCUUUUUAUAUCCUAGUAAAUAUAUUUUCCAUAUGGAUUG